UCGUCGUGUUUGCGAGGCUGGUGAAGUAUUCGCCCUGCCACGGAGCUUAUUUAUCGAUCAUUAUACUUUACACAGGAAAGUGGGGCCGGCCUUGUACACAAAUCGUAGUGGUGUUAAACAAACGGAGUAACAAAACUGAUUUGUGUGUCUUCUCCAUGGCGUGAAAUAACAACGUUUUACGGUAACACGGGGAGAGGCCAUCCACCUGUAAGCGGCGUCCCGUUCCACAGGAGACUUCUUUACAGGACCUAGCUGCCAUCGCCCGGUAGUCUGGCAGUGGAGGAUCUUAGCAAGGAUACAAAAUACAGCGUCCUUGGCCUAUCAACUAACCAGGAACGUCACCUCUCGUGAGUUUUGUCCGAGACUUUUCGAGUGUAUAGACUUUGGGCUUGUGACAGAUAUGGCAAUCGCUUGGAGUGCAGGUGACUAUUCUUCAGCGGGGAACGGUCAAGCUGGUGGCGGCUUCUCUCAAGCGCCGGGUGGACCAAGGGGCUACGAUGCAGCACUGGCAGUCGGCGCAUGCGCAUCAGUGCUGGUGACGGUAGGCGCGGUGGGUUUCCUGUGCACGUGGCUAUGGAGACGGAAGCAAGGUUACCAUAGCAACGUGGAUGACCUGAACAACGGAGGAGGCAACUCUUGGUUGGAGUGUUGCUGGCCAACAAGAAGUACCUCCUUGGACAACCUCGUUCCAUUGCCAACGAUGACCACAUCCCCAUCAGACAACCAUGGGAACGAGAUGAUGGCGCGUGCCGCAGUUCCCAUGGAGACCAUCCCGUUCACAGUCCCCAACACCGAGAGGAUUCAGCCGUCCGGACCUGGCGAACAAGUCAAACCCAUCACCACAGCCUACAACUACCAGCAGCAUUUCUUAGGACAACUACAGCCCGAGCUUUAUAAGUACACAGAUGAAGACGAUGAGACAGAGAAGCACCUUCCCCCCAGCCCAUCCGGAAGAAUCUGGUUCUCCGUGGUGUUUGACGCCUCCGUGCAGACUCUAACCGUGUCUAUUCUCAAAGUCAAACACCUCCCCCCGCGAGACAAGAACAACGCCAGCAGAGACACGUUUGUCCGCGUGUACCUUCUUCCUGAUGAACGGAUGUCUCAGCAGUCCAAGGUGCGCAGGAAAACGCUCAACCCUCGCUUCAACGAAACCUUCGUCUUUCAGGUCUCGGAAACAGAGGUACGAGAGCGCAUGCUCAGACUGUCCGUGUACGACAUGGACAGGAGACGGGUGCGUCACUCCCUGGGUCACGUGAUCCUGCCGCUAACGGAGGUGGACCUGGCUAAGGACGAACUGAUGUGGAGAGACCUGGAGGACGCUGCUCAUGCGUCCACAGUGGGUGAGCUGAACGUGUCCCUGUCCUAUCUGCCGUCCAUGGACAGGUUAAAGGUCGUCAUAUUACGCGCCAAAAAUUUCAGAAGGUUGGAAUUCGACGACACAGCCGUGUACGUGAAGGUACAGCUAAUGCACGGUAGAAAACCCGUGAAGACGAAGAAAACAUCUCCCCAGCAGGGCCACUGUGAGCAGGUGUACAACGAGUCCUUCUCCUUCACCGUCACCGCCAAACAGCUGGAGCAGACCAGCGUACAGGUCACCAUCGUUGCCACGGGCAACGGCAGACUUAGUUCAGACGAGGAGUAUGGCAGGUUUGUGCUGGGACCGUUCAUGUUCGCCCGAGGGGAGGAGCUUCUCCACUGGCAGGAAAUGCUGGCCGAACCUCGAAAGGUCAUAACCAGAUGGCACUCUCUGACGACAUCGUGACGUCAUGUGACGUCAUCACUGGUCUCUUCAGACAACUUUUCAGAAGGCUACCUAAAUCUAACAAAGAGAUUUCCAUUCAUAGAUAAGAGCAUUCCCUCCGUUUAGUAUCCGUUAUAAGGGGGAUGAUAUCGAUACAAGUUCAGAAAGACAUGAACUUUCGUAACUUAUGCAGAACUAGACAGAUACAUGCUGAUUAUAUCAGAUAGAAGGAAGUGAUAGAAGGAAGUACGGGAACCCUUUGGGCUCUUUCUAGACGCCAAGUUUUGUAGCAGAUUUUGUAUGUGCUUUAAAUAUACGCAAACCUCAUCUAGAUUUAGCCACUGACAGACAUUUUUAUCUGCAAGAGUUGGCAACUGUUCAAAAUCAAUACUAUAUGUAUCAGCCGAAGUCGCUAAUUGUUGGGAUUGAUAGCGUGGGCAUGGAAAUAUGCGAUCAAGACGAUGUACUACAGGGUUAAUUUGUGAUACAGCAUGAAGUAUGCGGUACAGACUUGACUUCUGAUGUAUGUAUUGAUAAUGAUGUUUCCCUCUGGGUAGGCCAUGUUGUUUAUUGCGUAACAAGUAUCUAUUACACAAGUAUUUAUGAUUAGAAAGUGUCCCAUAUUCUGUACGAUAUGCAGCCGUCAGAAUUAUGGUGCAGUUACCUGUCAUCGUAGACUUAACCGUUUGUCGUGCACAGAAUACCACCAAAAGAAAUUUGCACCUGUCUUGUGGAAACGUAAUUUUAUAAGUGAUUGUAGAUCGGCAGCUCUAAUAGGUCUUGCUACAUGCCAAAGUUUACGUUUAUAUGUAUAUAGAGACUAAUAAGAUUUAAUGUAACGUUUUACUUUUUUUUGGCUCGUGAGAGUCGUAUCUAGCCUGGGUACCAUCCUAUUUCUACCGGGGCUCCGUACACUCACUUCCCUAAAGUAUUUUUUAGGGGUAGCGAGUGUAAGGAGCCCCGGUAGAAUACGGAUGAUACUCAGGCUAAGUCGUAUCAGCGUCACAUGCGAAAUACUGAGAUACAAUUCAGUGUUAUCUACAUUAAGAUUAAGAUAAAUGUAGCUCGGAAAACGCUAACCGGCGUCAACCACAUUACAUCUUUGGUAGACAUAAUAGCGAUUAUGCUAAACUGCAAACGAAAGUUAAAGCGAUGAAAGUUAGCCAUCCAGGUAAUAAGAUGCGCCAAAUAGCCGUUACUCAACCUGAUAUUAUUUUGGAAACGUUUUCAACCUGUGUGAGUAACUGCUAUUUGGCGUGCAAGUUGUCUAUCAUAUACGGCCACGGUUCAGACUCAGUUGCAAAUGUAACGUGGCGGUUUUUUUUCUUACUAACAAAGACCAAAAGUUAGGGCGUUUACUGAGAAGUAAGAACAUUAAUUCAUUUAAGGUCGAUGGAAUAGUUAAGUCAAACUAGAUUGUGUUGUUACCAUUCCUUUGAUAUUGGUG
Molecule: messenger RNA, 3188 nt
Organism: Branchiostoma floridae (Florida lancelet)
Lineage: Eukaryota; Metazoa; Chordata; Leptocardii; Amphioxiformes; Branchiostomatidae
Product: synaptotagmin-15-like
Exons: 9
Coding region: 401-1762 (453 amino acids)
Biological process (GO): regulation of dopamine secretion; calcium-ion regulated exocytosis; regulation of calcium ion-dependent exocytosis
Molecular function (GO): clathrin binding; phosphatidylserine binding; calcium-dependent phospholipid binding
Source: RefSeq, a predicted model, not a curated record